Coturnix japonica (Japanese quail) is the source of this 6335-nucleotide messenger RNA. RefSeq names its product intraflagellar transport associated protein (gene IFTAP). Gene Ontology annotation, molecular function: intraciliary transport particle A binding. The record is from RefSeq and is a predicted model, not a curated record. Gene Ontology annotation, biological process: spermatogenesis; acrosome reaction. NCBI's taxonomy places the organism in Eukaryota, Metazoa, Chordata, Aves, Galliformes, Phasianidae. Gene Ontology annotation, cellular component: 9+0 non-motile cilium; cytosol.
UGGAAACGCCGGCCCCGGGGCCUGCUGGGGCCGGUAGUUUUCCUUCGGCUGCUCUACGAGGCUCGUUUCCGAGGCGAGGCCGCCCCGGGUGCGACGGGGGUCCGCGGCUGGAGAAGAGAAGUCUGCUAACCCAGAUAUACCUAUUUGACUGGCAAGGUGUGGAUUAUGGGAGAACAACUGAUAAACAACUGCAUCCUUGAUCAAUUUAUUAAUAGCCAUGAGCAGACAUACGAAGAGUUUCUAAGCACAUUCACUUAUCUUUUGAAAGAAGAAGAGAGGAAGACAAUCCAAGGACGUAAAAAGUCCUUAAGAAAAUCGUUUUCUGCUUCUGAGAUCUCAUAUGGAGAUAAAAAGGAUGGUUUAUCUGAAAGAAGCAAAGAAAAGCUCGUGUCUUUCCCACCACAGACUCCAAAUGAGAAUAAGAAGGUCAUAAAUGAGACCUGGAAAACUGGUGGCUCUGAUGGAAAUGGCCUCAGUCUAUCUGAACGAGCUCAGGUGGACCAUUACUUAGAAACAGACAUAGAUGGAGGGCCAUGCGGUGCAGAGUCAUUUGUUCUUCCAGGAGAGGUGGAAGAGAUAGAGACUUGCUGUACACCUCCUUUGGAAAAGCCCAUUCAGCGGAAGCUCAGAACCUCCUCAGUUCCACAGCCUCUGGACAACAAAGGAGAAGAGCUGCUGGGAGAUGAUGUUCAACCAUUCUUACUUGAUGAAGAAUUUGAUUAUGACAAUGUGGCACUGACCCCUAAGUUCUCUGAUGCUGAGCUGAUGCCCAUGAAAGAAUUGUCUGAAGAGAAGAAAAAGGGACAGAUGUAAAGUCCAGCAGAAGCUGAAGACUAAAUCAGAUGCACUCUGAAUGGCAUUCUGUGCAAUGCUGGUGAAAUAGCAUUUUAGAGAAUAAAUCUAACUUCUUGUACCCUUACUAAAUGCUUUUUAUCUGUGUGGAAAGUAAAUUACACACUCAGGAUUUUCUGUGUUCCAUCAAGGUGCCUUGGAACCUGACAUUGGCUUUCUGUAUGCCUCCUAGUCUUAGUCUGAAUGAAAACACAGAAUGGGAAGGCAGUGCUUGCUCCAAGCCACUUGUAUGGUAGCCCUUCAGCAGUGAGUUUACCAUCUUUUUAUAUUUUGUGCACUGAUUUACUUAGGCAUUCAGAUUGGCUAAGGAGGUCUCUGCCAGUCCCUACAUCCAAAGGGAGUUUUGCAUAGAUCAGUGGCCUCACUGUUGCUCAGCUUCCUUGUUGUUUUUGAGGUCCUAUGAAGCAGCUGGAAGAUGUCUCAAAUGACAGCCACAAAUUCCCAUUUGUUAAAUAAAUAUAAUAAAGUAAAAUCCCUGACUGGAGUAAGGCCCAUAUAGCCUCUAGGCAUGCUGGAAUAAUUGCUCCAUGAGACAUAAACAAGCUGGUGUGAUUCAGAAUAGCAGGCAUGGCUACUCUAGCUUAUAUUUGGUACUGAGUAGCCUAAAGCUAGUCCUAAAGCUGCCUUUGCUUAUUUCUUUCAGUAAUGUAGAGCUGAAAGAACUUUUUGCAGCUGACAUGUUGGUCUAUAGACUCUGUCACUGUAAGAUUUAAAGAUGUGGAGUUAUACCAGUGAAUAAAUUUGGGGGUAUAUUUUUUAUUUCUUCUGAGUUGCCUUAGAUCUUCUGAGACAUAAAUAUGCCAGGUAAUUGUAAACUCUUUUGAAAGAGUUGAUCAAAAUUGCUGUUGUGUAACUACUGACAAUUGAACUUAUAGUGCUACAAAAACCCAUCCAGACAGAAAGAAACACAGUGAUCUAAUCCAUUAAAGACAUUGGCAUUGAGAGGCUGUCACAUUUAACUUUUUUUUUUUUUUUGAGAUGAUUCUGGGUACUGGUUUAUGACUUCUACUCAGCAUCACUGAAAUUCAGCAAGCUCUGGAGUUUGAUAAAGACUGUAUACUUCCUCUCUCAGAAACUUAUAAGAACAAAGAAUGGGAUAAGUGAAAAAUAAAUUCUGGAAGAGAUCCAAGAGUAAAUCCAGGAGGAGGAAUAGAAAGCUGCUUUAUAAAGAUAGCAAGGUCAGCCUUUGAGGGCAUCAACAGAGAAACGGGAAAUGCAGCUUCCUUAAUGUGUGUUCUUACUGCAGUAAAGAAUAUUUAGUUUAAGAGAGCUCUGUACAGUUUGUUAUUUUGAAAACAAAGAAUUAACCGUAAAGGUGGGCUUUUGUGGCUUUACAAAUGACUAAUGGAUGAUGAAUUUAGCACUCUUUGUAUAUACAUUUCUACAAAAGUAUGAAGUACAAAACUGUAGAUAAGUUGUGUUGGAGUCCUGUUGUCAGUAUAAUCAAUGAUAACUUAUCCAGGGGUUCCUAAUGAUCUUCAGGCCAAAUCAGCUCUGGAAACUGAGUGUAUUUCCUAUUCAUUUCAUUAACAGCCUUUUUCUGUACAUGAGGGAUACAUUCAGCCAUUCAGUUCCUUCUCUCACAGGCAUAUGAUUCUCUUACCAAAUGUUCAGAGUACCUAUUAAGCUCCAUAAGUGUCAUUCUGUAUAGUCAUUAUAUGGUUCCAUUAGAUAUAAAGAAACACUUUUCUGCAGAACACCCAACAAAAUGGGAACUCUCUGGUAACACUGAUCCCAAGCAGAGAAAUGAGGAUAAUUUACUUACAUUUAUGUUACUUUUUGCUCUUAUUGCUCUUUGUUAGCAAUGACAGAUAUGAUAAUCUCCAGCACAGUGGAGAUUAGGCAAUGUAGGCUACCUUUUUCAAGCGUGACAUGUCGGCUUUAUUAGACAUACUGAUGGCUAUUUUGGGCUUGUAACUUUUAACUGACUACAUAGAGAAGGCUUAUUUUCCUUUUCUCCAUUUUCAAAUCAUCAUUUUAAAGAUCAUACUUGAUGUGCAUUUUAAAUUUUAUACAUAUACAUGGCAUUAGUUACCUGGAUUUGUAUGUAUAUUUCUGAGAUGUUUUAGAGUCUGAAUAAUAUAUAUAUUUUGCUCUUUAUUAUUUUAGGCUUUCAGCAUAGUAAGGUACAUCCUCCUUUCCUGUUUAUGGUUUGCAGUAAACUCCACAAAGGAACGAGCUCCACAAAAAGAGAUCCUGCCUUAGUGGUAGUCAGCCCUAAAAUGAGAUGUGGGAGAGGUGCAGCCAGGCUCCACCCCUUCUGGUAGCACACCUUCACCUGUGCUCCUGCAUCUGACUCAUUGCCUCAGGUGAUUAAUCAGAGGUUCAGGCUGUGAUCAACAGUUUUCCAUACAGGAGCAGGCCUGGCUUUCUAACUCAGUGAAAGGAUUUGAAAUGUAAAAUCUCUGAUGCUAGGUGAACUCAUAGGAAAUGAAGGCUGUGUGACGGAACUUUCUAAUGCCUCUGUGUUCAUGACUUCAUGGAUGUCUAAGGUGCAGCAGAAAUAUGCACCUAUCUCAGACAGUGACCUGAUCAGCUGUGGACAUUUUGCUUACUGAGGUGUUACCAGAAGGAAAGCGACUGUUUCCUACUUCAGUGUUGAUAGAUCCUGAGUCAUGAGGAGGAAAUCUGAGUUUUAUGAGAAGUCAGUACUACUUUCACUGGGUCAGAUUCUUAAGGGUUGUUUCCUUGGAUGGUUAUGGUCCAAGCUUAGAUAUUAAUGCUCUGAAUUGCUCCUUGUGGGUGUAAGAGGAAAAGUAAUUGCUUGAUGAAAUAAUGGUUUUGAAAGCAUAAGAUAAAAAUUGAGGACGUGAAAAGCGAUGCAGACAGAUCUGACUGAUUCAGACAUCAUUAUGGUUCUAAAUAUAUUUCUGUUAAUGCACAAAGGUAUCAUUAUAUAUACUUGUAUAUACACACACUGCCACUGAAAGAAAAUAAUUUCAGUAUGGAGAGUACUCACCAGAUAAUUCAGAACCUUUUGAAGAAGGUGGCAUGGAAACAAAUCCCUGCUCUUCUGGAAAAGACCCUUUGAUCCUCUGGCCUUGAUUUUCUGCUGCUGUAAACUGGCAGGGUUCCACUGAGGCCAUUUGUGUUCAUACAGCAGGCAGGAUCCUGGUAUUUACAGCUUUCUUACCUGAAAGAAUACAAAACCAAAUCAAUUGCUGAUUUAACUCUACUGAAUGCAAGGCAAUAUAUAGACCAUUAUCUUUAUGAGAAAAUAUUCAAAUGCAAAGACAAUGCAAACUAAAUGUAAAAAGCAUAUCUUUAAUUGUUCUGUUACUAAUUUUACACAAGUCAUUUUGGUGUUUCUCUAGUAUUGUCUGCUUAGAUCAUUGUUUUUGCUUUGAUAAAAAUAUCAGAUAUAUUUUCAAGUCAUGUUCAAAUAGUGAAACUUGAUUAUAUAUGUAACUACUAAGCAUUCCCACUUCCUUUGAAAUUCUUUUGCUCUGCAUCUUGAUGAGGGUUAGAAAUGUACUUAGCUUUAUCUCAAACUUGUUUUAAUGUGGCCUGGUGUCCUUUGUUAGAAAAGAGGAUUCUCUCCAUUUGUAGGAGAAUACUAACUUCAAAUUCCUAAUUAUUCUGCAACUUCAUGCAUUUCAUGAUGUGUUUCAGUGGCCACACAGUAUCAGUGGGGCACUUGGAUAGCAGGCUGAUUUGUAUCCUGUUCUUCCCUACCGUUGGCUUUACUCAGGACUGUAAGCUCUACCUGGGGAAAUAGGAAGGCAAUGACUCAGAGUGCUGAGGCAAGGGUUCGUUAACCCUGUUUGCUUGCUGUGGCUGUGCUGAGAUGUCUCACAGCCCUCCUCCACAGGCUGCAGCUCCACCAGGGCUCACUCAGACAACUCCCAGUACAAAGUGAGGAACCCCCCGAUGAGGGAUCUCACUGGCCUCCAGUUCCCUUCACCGCAGAGCCGAUUGCUUGCACUAGCUCAGGGCAUUCCCACCACAGUGUGCUUUCUUGUGGCAAGGUGUCAGUUGGCACAGGUGGGUCUGAGGUGCUGCAUGUGUCCUGGACCAUGCUGGGAGGGACAGGCCCUCCCCACACUCCUCCUGGGUGCUCCCAGGUGGUACGUUUGCCUAUCCCCUGGGAAAACAGAGCUGACAGUUUUCUCUUGGUUGAAAUGGUGCUGAUUAAGUUCACCUCAGAAUACUGAGUAUUAAGGGUUCCUGAGAAGGUGAUGAGAACAGUGAGUUUGCAACUGCUGGCAGUUGGAAGUGAUGCCUUGUUUUUUGCUGGCAAGGUACUCUAAGCCAGUGCUGCAGGUGUACAAGCUGUGAAAAGCCAUAGAGUUAGAAUGGAGAUCAUUUUACUGCUUGUUUAUGAGAAGUUUGCAGGAAGAAAAGUAAGUAUUAGAAAGCACUGUCAUUUGUAUAGACAGGCUAGUUUAUUUGCAAUUGCAGUGCCCCACAGUUGAAAUGGAAAUCAAUUUUAAUGCCUUAUGAAAAUGCAGAAAUAUUUGUCUCAUUUAUAGCACUUCCAAAGAGGAUAGAUGAUAAAAUUCCCCUGAUUAACAAUCUAUAAUUUUAUGUGCUCUGUUGUGUCUAGUUCAGAACAUGUAUCCACAUAAACAUGCUUCAAAAUAAUAAGCAAAGAUAGAUCUGAACAAACUCCCUAAAUCUACCUUCACUCUGAUUUCCAGGCUGUAGUAACUCUCUCUGUAUAUUCCAAGCCCUCCCUGAUCUGAAUAUCCCCAAGCUUUGAGCAAGUAGAUACUUUACUUUAAAAAUCUCUAACCAAACAUUCCUCAAGCAACCAUUUAGCAUUUGUUUGGACUACAAACAAAAACUCCAAAGCAAUUGGGGACCUGCCUGUAUGAACAGAACUUGAGAACACAAUUAGAAUUACUGCAUUAUACAAGGAGAUAAUGGUAUUCUAAAGAGUAGAAUUAAAUGGGAAAGGAUAUUUUUCAGGAGGGCAAACUAUACUAAAAUACUUUGUUGGCUUGAUAAAAUUCUUGAGAACCUUUCAAUACACAAUUGAGAAAUAAGUGUAGUCAUUCAGUAAUUCAUGUGGAUUUACAACAGUUAUCUCUCGAGCAAUUAAAAUGAGAUUAAAAAAUGUGUGGGAUUCUUCAGUGUAUUUUGUGGCAGUUCUAACACCAUAAAUUAAGGCCUUAGCCUCAUUAUGUCACAUGUUACAACAGAAUUUGUUCUUUUGUGGCUGCUGUGGUUGAGUACUUGGGCAGCACUGUUUCUGGAGUGCAGGUGUGUACUUACAGCAAGUAAACCUCACAUUCACUAAGCUUUCUUGAAUCCAUCUGCUUUUCUGUUCAUUUGUAUAAAACCUUGUAAUAUGCAAUACAAUACACAUAAUUCUUAGAAAGAGGCUUCAUUUAUUAUGUUGCUAAUGCUCCUCAGGAUAAGUUAGCUAGAGGACAAAUUCUGCUGAUUACUUGGAAGUGUUAACUCUGCCAGUUAGAUUUGCUGAAUUUUGUACAUUUGUUCUUUGAGGGAGAAAUGUUGCAAUACAUUUUUUUUUUUCA